AUGUCCAGCUCCGCCCUGAGUCAUGGGUCUAUCUUGGAAAAGUCAGGAGUCACCUGGGGAAAGAAAGCAAUGGCCUCCUCCCGCCUUGCUGUUCUGUGGCCACCAGAGACCCUGGAGCAUCCCUUAACCCCCCAGCAAAUCCUCACGUGCCAGGGACUGAGCAGUUGGUGGGAACCAGCCUCUGCCCUCCCAGAGCUGUCAUUCCGCGGGGCUGUACACCAAAGCAAGAUCUGUAGGAGAGAUUUAAAUGCACCCGGCUCUCUUGACAUCAGAAUCAGUCUUCUGGGAAGAUCCCCCUCCCCUCCACCUCCUCUGAUACAACUGAACAGAGCUCCAGAAAGACACAGUUGGCAAAUUAUUCACCACUUCCCACCUCGCUUUCUUAGUCAGGAAGAUGGGGAUACUGAGAAGAUCUGUACCACAGGAAGAUUCUAG
Molecule: messenger RNA, 435 nt
Organism: Lutra lutra (Eurasian river otter)
Lineage: Eukaryota; Metazoa; Chordata; Mammalia; Carnivora; Mustelidae
Gene: SPATA12
Product: spermatogenesis associated 12
Source: RefSeq, a predicted model, not a curated record